AGUCGAGAGCAGGCGGCGGCGGCUGCGACGACUGUGGCUCGGGAGGCGCGGCUGCUCUGGACGCAGGGGGGGCUCCGGACGGGAAGGGGCCCAGGAGGGGGGCGCUGGGAGUCGGGCGUGGCGGCAGCGGCGGCGCCCGGUCCUCCUGCGCCGCCUCCUCUUCCCGCCGCCGCCGCCGCUCCUGGAGCCAGUACGAUGGUCCCCGCUGCGCCUGGCGCAGGCAGCCCGGAGUGGGACGCGCCCUCGCCGCCGCCGUGCGUAGCCGCCGGGCGCCCUGUCCUCGGCGCCGCCUCGCCGGAGCUGUAGCCGAGCCUCGCCGGAGCCGGGCUGGGGCGCGCCUGCCCGCCCGCCCAGGAUGCUGACCUGCUGCCGCCUCCCGCGCCCGCUCCUGCUGCUGCUGGCCGAGUCCUGCGCCGCCGCCGCCGCCGCCGGAGGCUUCCUGGGGCUCGUCUGGCUCCUGCACUCCUGCCACGGGAUGCCCCAUGUCAUCCGCAUUGGAGGCAUCUUUGAAUAUGCCGAUGGCCCCAAUGCCCAGGGCAUGAAUGCUGAAGAGCAAGCCUUCCGGUUCUCUGCCAACAUUAUCAAUAGGAAUAGGACUUUGUUACCCAACACCACUCUGACCUAUGAUAUCCAGAGGAUACACUUCCACGACAGCUUCGAAGCUACCAAGAAAGCCUGCGACCAGCUUGCGCUGGGUGUGGUUGCCAUCUUUGGGCCUUCCCAGGGCUCCUGUACCAAUGCCGUCCAGUCCAUCUGCAAUGCCUUGGAAGUCCCCCACAUCCAGCUGCGGUGGAAGCAUCACCCUUUGGAUAACAAGGACACCUUCUAUGUGAACCUCUACCCGGACUAUGCCUCGCUCAGCCAUGCCAUUCUGGACCUGGUGCAGUACCUGAAGUGGAGGUCGGCGACCGUGGUCUAUGAUGACAGCACAGGCCUGAUCCGGCUGCAGGAGCUGAUCAUGGCCCCGUCCAGGUACAACAUCCGACUGAAGAUCCGCCAGCUGCCCCUCGACACGGACGACACCCGGCCGCUGCUCAAGGAGAUGAAGCGAGGCCGGGAGUUCCGGAUCAUCUUUGACUGCACUCACACGAUGGCCGUGCAGAUCCUCAAGCAGGCCAUGGCGAUGGGGAUGAUGACGGAGUACUACCACUUCAUCUUCACCACCCUGGAUCUUUAUGCAUUAGAUCUAGAGCAAUAUCGCUACUCUGGAGUGAACCUGACCGGCUUCCGCAUCCUGAACGUGGAGAACCCGCAUGUCUCAGCCAUCAUUGACAAAUGGUCCAUGGAGAGGCUGCAGUUGGCCCCCAAGCCUGAGCCAGGGCUGGUUGCGGGGGUGAUGAUGACAGAUGCUGCCCUGUUGUAUGACGCCGUCCACAUCGUCUCUGUGUGCUACCAGCGAGCUCCGCAGAUGACUGUCAACUCCCUCCAGUGUCAUCGGCAUAAAGCCUGGCGGUUUGGGGGGCGCUUCAUGAAUUUCAUCAAAGAGGCUCAAUGGGAAGGCCUAACUGGGCGCAUCGUCUUCAACAGGACCAGUGGCCUGAGGACCGACUUUGACUUGGACAUCAUCAGCCUCAAGGAAGAGGGGCUGGAGAAGGUUGGAGUGUGGAGCCACUCAGAUGGACUGAACAUCACCGAGAUUGCCAGAAGGCAGGAGCCCAACGUCACCGAUUCGCUGAUCAAUCGGUCUUUGAUUGUCACCACAGUCCUGGAGGAACCAUUCAUCAUGUUUGUGAAGUCGGACACCGUCCUUUCCGGGAACGAGCGCUUUGAGGGGUACUGCAUUGACCUCCUGAACGAGCUCUCCCGAAUCCUUGGCUUCAAAUACGACAUCCGGUUGGUGGAAGAUGGGAAAUACGGAGCCCAGGAUGAGAAAGGGCAGUGGAACGGCAUGAUCCGGGAGCUGAUUGAUCAUAAAGCUGACCUGGCAGUUGCUCCACUCACCAUCACCCACGUCCGGGAGAAAGCGAUUGACUUCUCCAAGCCCUUCAUGACUUUGGGGAUCAGCAUCCUCUACCGGAAAGCCAACGGGACCGGCCCCAGCGUCUUCUCGUUCCUCAACCCACUGUCUCCUGACAUUUGGAUGUACAUCCUCCUCGCAUACCUGGGCGUCAGCUGUGUGCUCUUUGUGAUUGCCAGGUUCAGCCCUUACGAAUGGUACGAUGCCCACCCGUGCAACCCGGGGUCGGACAUUGUGGAGAAUAACUUCACCCUCCUCAACAGCUUCUGGUUUGGAAUGGGAGCGCUGAUGCAGCAAGGCUCCGAGCUGAUGCCGAAAGCCCUGUCCACACGCAUCAUUGGGGGCAUCUGGUGGUUCUUCACGCUGAUCAUCAUCUCGUCCUACACGGCAAACCUGGCUGCCUUCUUGACGGUGGAGAGGAUGGAGUCCCCCAUCGACUCGGCAGACGAUCUGGCCAAGCAAACGAAAAUUGAAUAUGGGGCAGUGAAGGAUGGAGCCACCAUGACCUUCUUCAAGAAAUCCAGGAUCUCCACUUUUGAAAAGAUGUGGGCAUUCAUGAGCAGCAAGUCCUCUGCUCUCGUGAAGAAUAAUGAGGAAGGCAUCCAGCGCACCCUCACCUCGGACUAUGCCCUGCUGAUGGAAUCCACGGCCAUUGAGUACAUCACCCAGCGGAACUGCAACCUGACCCAGAUUGGUGGGCUGAUCGACUCCAAGGGCUACGGGAUUGGCACCCCCAUGGGCUCCCCAUACAGAGACAAGAUCACCAUCGCGAUCCUCCAGCUCCAGGAGAAUGACAAGCUGUACCAGAUGAAAGAGAGAUGGUGGAAAGCCAGUGGCUGCCCGGAGGAAGAGAGCAAAGAAGCCAGUGCUCUCGGCAUCCACAACAUUGGCGGGCUCUUCAUCGUCUUGGCGGCUGGGCUGGUCCUCUCCGUGUUUGUAGCCACGGUGGAGUUCAUCUACAAGCUGCGCAAGACCGCGGAGCGUGAGCAGCGCUCCUUCUGCAGUGCCAUGGCCGACGAGAUCCGGCUCUCCCUCACGUGCCACCAGCGUGUGAAACACAAGCCCCCCCAGCCCCCGCUCAUGGUGAAGACAGAUGCGGUGAUCAACAUGCACACGUUCAACGACCGGCGGCUCCCUGGCAAAGACAGCAUGACCUGCAACACAGGGUUGACGCCCGUGUUCCCCUAGCAGGAGGCGGGGUGAGAAGUGGGGAGGGGCUUGCUGGGAGGGGAAGGGAUGCACGUCCACAUCGCGGCAGCCGAGAGAGAGGGAGAACUCAGCCAGGCUUGGAUUUCCCUUUGGAGCACCAGGCCUCGAGGGCACCUGCAGCCACCAACCGACUUGGGAACCGGAACUCAGCGCAUGGACCGUGAUGUCUUCAGUUUGGGGCUGGUUGACUAAGAACAAGCCCAGUCGAGGUUUCAGCACAGCAGGCCUCUCAGCAUCGGACCCCAGCUUCUCCUCUCGCCCAUCCGCAUCCAGGAGUCUUGAUGUUUACAUAACACAUGAGCGGAAGCAGCCACCGUGCAGGGUGUCGGCUGAUCUGGCACAGAGAAGCGUCCCAAAGCCCUCAAAUCCAACGCUUCCUUUUUCAGUAUGGCAAUAAACAAAAUGACUUGGG
Messenger RNA from Hemicordylus capensis (graceful crag lizard), 3578 nucleotides. It is a transcript of the gene GRIK3, whose product is annotated as glutamate ionotropic receptor kainate type subunit 3. NCBI's taxonomy places the organism in Eukaryota, Metazoa, Chordata, Lepidosauria, Squamata, Cordylidae. Bases 356 to 3145 code for a protein of 929 amino acids. Gene Ontology annotation, biological process: synaptic transmission, glutamatergic; monoatomic ion transport; modulation of chemical synaptic transmission. Gene Ontology annotation, molecular function: kainate selective glutamate receptor activity; transmitter-gated monoatomic ion channel activity involved in regulation of postsynaptic membrane potential. The record is from RefSeq and is a predicted model, not a curated record. The transcript has 16 exons. Gene Ontology annotation, cellular component: kainate selective glutamate receptor complex; postsynaptic membrane; presynaptic membrane.